This is a messenger RNA of Penicillium daleae, 756 nucleotides long. RefSeq names its product Smr domain-containing protein. The record is from RefSeq and is a predicted model, not a curated record. Lineage: Eukaryota; Fungi; Ascomycota; Eurotiomycetes; Eurotiales; Aspergillaceae. Bases 1 to 756 code for a protein of 251 amino acids. The transcript is spliced from 4 exons.
AUGUCAUACGCAAUGUCCCACCUGGGCCCUCGGGCCUUCAACCACGACCAAAGCCGCGACUCGGAGCAGGAAUAUGACCGAUUGCGCGACCUCGCGCGGCAAGAAGCCUCCAAGCGCGGCGACUGCUUCUCACGGUCUAAGGAAGCAUACUCCAACGGCGAUGGCGCGCGCGCUAAACAAUUGUCAGAGGAGGGCAAGGCGCACGGGCGCAAGAUGGAAGAAUACAACAAGCAAGCGUCCGAGUUUAUCUUCCGAGAGAACAAUGCCAACGGGCGCGUUGAGGCAGACACGAUCGACCUGCAUGGUCAAUUCGUCGAGGAGGCGGAAGAGAUUCUGGAGGAGCGCAUUAGAUACGCCAAAGCGCAUGGGCAGACUCACUUGCACGUGAUCGUCGGCAAGGGUAACCAUUCCGCCGGCCAUAUCCAAAAGAUCAAGCCGCGCGUCGAACAAGUCUGCCAGGAACUCGGCCUGCAAUAUGCCACCGAGGAGAACGCCGGUCGGAUCUACAUCAAUCUGACCGGCGGCGAGGCCGUUAUGCCUUCCUACCCUUCGCACCAGGCGCCGUACCACGGUGGGGGUGGCCAGUCAUAUCCCGGCCAGCAACAGCAGUACCAGCAGCCGCACCACCAGCAGCAACAGCAGCAUCAGCAGCAACAGCAACAACCCCAGCAGCAGGACGAGAUCGAGCAGGUUGUCAAUGCGCUGUUGCCCAAGGUUAUGCGCAAGUUGGAGAAGGCGUGCUGUGUUGUUAUGUAA